AUGCUGGUGUCUCCGCGCGGCGAAGUAGAAACCUUUGCGAGCGAUGCGCUGCAACCACGUAUGGACGAUUGGUUUACCAAGAGCGGCAUUGCCGCCGAAGCGCGACAGCGGACGCUGGACAAGGCGCUUGCGCAGUCCGAAGAUAUACAUGCUGCUGUAUCUGAGGAAGCAUACGAAGAUACCGAUGAGCUUCAGAGCGGCGCCAUGAUGCCUGCGACGACUACAAUGGGCGACGAUCCGUUUUUGGAUUCCUGGUCCGCGAUCGCCUCGUCCUCGUCCAAGUCGAUGCAGGGCGACGAACUGACGCAGCUGUUUAAGCGGUCGAGCAGCACAGAGCCGCACAACAUACUGAAGCCUGGGCCGGCGGGCGCACAAGUGAAGCCGAUACCGAUGCCGCUGCAAUCUACACCCCAGCGGAUUGUUGGGAUGCCGCGCGGAAGUGCCAGCUCUCCAUCCCAAUUCAUACUUACGCUGCAAGAUGAAGAUGCGCGCACAACAUUUAUGGAGCUGCGAUUUGAUCAGCUGCAGCAAAAUAUGUGUAAAAUGAUUGCCAAAGAAUGGAUCAAAGUGAUUGAGCCCAAAAAGCAAACGCGGUGCCCGUACAACAAAGGCGAGACGGGGAAGCCCGCGUGGUGGCCCGAGCAUGUUCGGCACAAGGAACCCGACCACUUGAUGAAGUCGGAGCGUCUCUCGCUUCUCCUCUCGCUUCUCCGCUCUAGAACCGCAACGGUGGCGAGACUUCAGCUGGCUACUGCCGAGGUAGUCGUGCAGAUCAAGUCGGGAAAAGUGAGCUUGUUAAUGGAUAUCUACCGCGUCGCGCGAGAAGAGGAAAAAUUGCGCGAUCAGAGUCUAGAUAUAAACACGCCCAUCACUGUGGGUGUAUCGAGCUUAGAGGGCUGGAAUGCGACUGCGAAUUGCCCUGCAGAACCGCAGGAGGAAGAGUCUUUGGGCUCGCCAUUGAGCCUCUAUGGGAACAAGCCGGGCGAGUCGAUUUUCAAGCUCAUGUCUACGCGCAAGAGGCGCAGGCAAUCGAUGCGCGCAGUUUCUGGGCCACCGGUCACUGCGAGCGCUGCCACGCCGGUGCUGGGCUUUGAGACGCACGGGUCUCCUAUGCGCGGUAUGCCUUAUUCGCCAGCGCCACAUGCAAUGCAAACAUCCAUGUCAUUCUCACCCAUGGUCCCUAUGGAUGCGCCGCGCGGCCCAUCGGCACCCGAAAAUACUAAUUUGGGCAUCUCGCCGAUGCACCCCACGCCGCUACAUCGACCUAAUAUGCUUACGAGCAACCCAGCCGGCUCCAUGCCGCUUUUCCUUCCGCCGCAAACACCAGGGGCCUCAUAUUCUCAGCCGCCGUCGGUAGGCCGUCACGACAUGCUCGGCUAUUCUCACCAGCCAGAGAUGCCACACUCUGUUCCCCAUGGCGCAAUGAUGCAUGGCGCGCAAUUAAUGAAGCCUGCACGACCCGCGCCAGCGCAGAUGCCCAACUCACCUACGCAAUGGGAGGGCCGAUCAAUGUAUGUGCCGCCGGAUACGUACCCAAUGGAGCACGCCAUGGGCUCUGGACAAGUGCACACAAACGAGAAUCGCAAUGUAUUAGCGUACCAUCAUGCCAUGCCCAUGCACAACUGGCCGUAUGGUAUGCAGUACCAGCAGCCUUGGUUCACGCCUGAAUCACCGAUGCACCGUCCUCCUUUAAUGAACGUGGGCGUUGCCUCCGACGUGCGUUUCUCGCCCUCUUUUGAUGCGUCAUUCUCCAGCAGCGCAGGUCCAUUGACGCCGGGCAAUAUAUCAAUGAACGUGGCGCCAGAACAAGCACAAAUACCCCCAUCUGGUGCGAUGAUGUUCCAUCCUCCUGCGAAACCAGCGAAUGUGAAUACUGAAAUCCCUUCUUUUGGCCAAGGCAGCAGCACAGCGCAGCCGCCUUUUAAUGCAAAAUCGGUCCAUGGAGAAGUGCGAGCAAAUCCUGCGCAAAACUGGGCGCGUCCAUGA
This is a messenger RNA of Malassezia vespertilionis, 1986 nucleotides long. RefSeq lists its product as uncharacterized. The coding region runs from base 1 to 1986 and encodes 661 amino acids. The transcript has a single exon. The record is from RefSeq and is a predicted model, not a curated record. NCBI's taxonomy places the organism in Eukaryota, Fungi, Basidiomycota, Malasseziomycetes, Malasseziales, Malasseziaceae.